AUGAAAACUGCCUUUUGUUACCGAGUGUUUGAGGUCUUUGUUUUACAAUAUGGAGUUCUCGUGGGUGCCUAUUUAUUUUCCAAUGCUCUCAUAUCAGCCAAUCUCGAAUAUACUCGACAACAGGUAGACGCAACACAAGCUCGUGUGAAAAAUAGUGAAAAAACGAAAUUUAUUGCCAAUUUGAGUCAUGAAGCGAGAAAUCCACUGCAUUGCAUUAUGGGAAGUUUACAAAUUUUGAAUCAUCAUUUUGAGGGUGAGACAUGUAGUGGUGCCUGUAAACACUGUUUCUUUAACAAUUCUGCCAUUAGUGAAAUCAUUGGAGAUAUUAAUGAAAAUGCAUCUCUUCUUCUUCAUAUUCUUUCAUCGUCGUUACAAAUGAGUUCUCUCGAGAUGGGAAAGAUCAAACCUAAGAGUGAAGUCUUUAAUUUGAAGUUCUUGUUGGACUCUCUGGUGGGUGUCUUUGCUCAAUUGGCUCAUGAGAAAAACAUUUCUCUUCAUUCGUUUUUUAAUGUGGCACAAGUUCCUCAAUUUUUCAAAGGUGACUCUGUACGAUUGAUUCAAGUCAUUAUGAACAUUAUUUCCAAUGCAGUGAAAUAUACCAAACAUGGUUAUGUGCGAGUGAAUUGUAAUUUAGCAAACGAACAAGAUUUGAAAGAUUUUUAUGAGAGAGAAGAGAACAUUUUUAACAUGUGUCAAGGCUUGUCGAAUUCAACAAGUUCACCAUUCACAUUUGUCAAACUAGAGUUUAUUGACACAGGCUGUGGAAUUUCACCACAAGAAAUUGACAAUUUGUUCCAACCUUAUCGAAUUGUUGAACAAAAAAGUGAUGAUCAUAUUUCACUUGGAUUUGAACAAUAUCUCAAACAAUCAGAAAAUAUGAAAUUCAACGAUGGAGGAAGUAGUCUCAUUCUCAACACGAGUAGAAAUGGACUUGGUUUGUGCAUUGCCAAGUUAUUGAUUGACAAGAUGAAUGGAAAAAUUCAUGUCGAAAGUGCUCUAAAUGUUGGAACCAAAGUCACCAUUAUUUUACCUUUACAAAACACCACCAAUGACAUGUCAGAAGCCAUUUCAGAGAUUCUUCAAGGAGAAGGUGUCGAAUUUAAUGCCAUCAUUAUUGAUCGAGAUGAAUGCUUUAGGAAUGUAUUGUCCGAUUACCUUUUAUUAUUCAAACAUCUUAAAAAGUUGGAAACUUUUUCAAGUUUGGAAGAAAUGUCCAUCCUGUCACUUUCAUCCUCAAAUUUGAAAACAAUCAUCUUUUGUUCGGAAGAACAUUUUAAGGUACUCUUGAAUGAGAAGGCAACCAUACUUGGACAUCAAGACAAUGUCAUUCUUGUGCCCACCACCUUUCGAGGAGCAGAACGAGAAUUCUUUGACAUCAAAUACCUUGCAAAACCUGUUCGAUCCAGUGAAUUGGUGGAAUUUAUGAGUUUUGUGUCGACCAACACACAACGACCAAAUGCAGAGGUGUUGUCAAAUACUUCGAAUGCAGUGUCCGAUUCCUGUUCGUCCUCAUCGUCGUCGUCGUCACAUUUUGCUGCACCAACGAAGAACAAUGAAAACGGAGAAGAAUCCUCUCUGGUGGCUGCAAACAAAAGUUCCGAAACAACAACCACGACAUCGACAUCGACCACAAGCUAUUUUGACUUUAGCAAAUUCUCAGUGUUGUUGGCGGAUGAUAAUGCAGUGAAUCGAAAAGUAUUGAUGAAAAUGUUGCAAAUCAUUGGAUUCAAAGAUAUUGACACUUCCAAUGAUGGAAUGGAAUGUUUUGAAAAGUUCAAACAAAAAGCAUAUCAACUCGUCUUGUUGGAUUGUUACAUGCCCAUUCUGAGUGGACGAGAAGCGUGUGAAAUGAUUCGAAAUUUAGAGAAACAAACUCACACGCGAGUUCCAAUCAUUGCAGUCACUGCCAACAACUUUGAAAGUGAACAAGUGCUCAAAUCGAAUGGUUUCGAUCAUGUCAUUUACAAACCCUUUGUGGUGGAUUAUUUGAAACAAGUGUUUACCAACAUUUUAGAUUACUAUUCACAACAUUAUUUUCAUCAUCCUCCUCAUGUCAAUAACCACACCACCACCAGCACCUCUACCACGACAGCUGCUCAUGUCCAUUCUCCUCCUCCUCCUCAUUAUCCACAACAACCUCACAACCAAAAUCAGUGA
Messenger RNA from Naegleria fowleri, 2157 nucleotides. RefSeq lists its product as uncharacterized. NCBI's taxonomy places the organism in Eukaryota, Heterolobosea, Eutetramitea, Acrasida, Naegleriidae. The coding region runs from base 1 to 2157 and encodes 718 amino acids. Gene Ontology annotation, biological process: protein autophosphorylation; phosphorelay signal transduction system. The transcript has a single exon. The record is from RefSeq and is a predicted model, not a curated record. Gene Ontology annotation, molecular function: histidine phosphotransfer kinase activity; phosphorelay sensor kinase activity.